This is a messenger RNA of Tremella mesenterica DSM 1558, 1059 nucleotides long. RefSeq lists its product as uncharacterized. Bases 1 to 996 code for a protein of 331 amino acids. Gene Ontology annotation, biological process: positive regulation of mRNA splicing, via spliceosome. Gene Ontology annotation, cellular component: U12-type spliceosomal complex; nucleolus. The transcript is spliced from 6 exons. Lineage: Eukaryota; Fungi; Basidiomycota; Tremellomycetes; Tremellales; Tremellaceae. Gene Ontology annotation, molecular function: RNA binding. The record is from RefSeq and is a predicted model, not a curated record.
AUGUCUAUCGCACCGAAAGCAGAGCAAGACAGGAAUCAAGAAGCGACCGUUUAUCUGGGUAACCUCGAUGAGAAAUGUACAGAUGCUUUGAUAUGGGAACUCAUGCUGUCCACAAAUGUCUUCCUUCCCAAAGAUCGUAUUUCGAUGAAUCAUCAAGGAUUCGGUUUCUGCGAAUUCCUCACUGAAGAAGAUUCAGAGUACGCCGUUAAGAUAAUGAACCAAAUCAAAUUAUAUGGCAAACCGAUCAGAGUAAACAAAGCUUCGUACGACAAGAAACAACUGGAUAUAGGGGCGAAUUUGUUUAUUGGGAAUUUGGAUUUGAAUGUGGAUGAGAAUGCUUUGUAUGAUACUUUUGCGACUUUUGGUAGUAUUGCGGAACAUCCAAAGAUAUCACGAGAUCCUACUACUGGUCAAAGUAAAGGAUAUGGUUUCGUUUCAUACCACGACUUUGACGCAGCGGAUAUGGCUAUCGAAAAUAUGAACGGACAAUUCUUUGGUGGUCAACAGAUCACAGUUCAAUAUGCUUUCAAGAAAGAUGGUAAAGGGGAGAGACAUGGAUCUGCGGCUGAACGUUUACUGGCAGCUCAAGCGAAGAAACACGCAAUCAUACCCGGUGGUCCAGGUUCAGGUCCAGGUUUUGCCUACCAAGGACAAUUCGCAGGUGCUCUUGCUCAAACCCCUGCUGUCCCAGCUGUUCAAACUCCCGUUCCUGCACCACCCGUCGCACCCGUACCACCUGUCAUACCGACUUACGCACCACAAGUCGGUAUACCUCCACCUCCACAAGGUGUUCCAGUAUAUCAACCUACUCCUCAAGCUUAUCCUCCUCCUCCACCUGGAUUCCCACAAUCUCAAAUUAAUGGAUAUCCUCAAUAUCCUCCUCCGCCACCAGGGUUCCCCGUUGCGAACGGUGUAUAUCCACAGACAUACGAUCCCUCACAACCUCCUGUUCCACCUCCUCCUCUCAGAUUAGGUUUCGACGCUCCAAAAUCAUAACAAUAGUCAUCACGAAUGGCGAGAGAUCAUGAAAUGGUAUGAUGGGAUGCAUAGGAUGAUUUU